Messenger RNA from Dicrocoelium dendriticum, 1474 nucleotides. Lineage: Eukaryota; Metazoa; Platyhelminthes; Trematoda; Plagiorchiida; Dicrocoeliidae. The record is from the annotation of a GenBank genome assembly.
AUGCUUCGUUGACGUUUUAUUACCAUUAAGCUCUAACUUCUCUUUCUGACCUACGAUAUGUUACCCUUGAGGAAACUUCAUUCCGCUGUUGCCAGUGCUAACCGUAUUUGGUCCGUCGCAUGGUCUCACAGUGGUGAUAUUUUGGCAUCCUGUGGAGAGGACAGGACGCUCAAAUUGUGGUUGUGCUCUCCUGAUCAACGUUGGGAUUGUCGAUACACCGUACCCAGUUGUCACAAGCGAUCUGUCCGACGAGUUGCUUGGUCCCCUUGUGAUAAUUAUCUCGCAUCAUCCAGUUUUGAUGGAACCAUUGUCAUUUGGAAACUCUCGAAGCGCCCUGAUUCAGUGGACUUGGAGGCUCUGGUUACAUUAGAAGGUCACACAAGCGAAGUAAAGUGCGUUGCAUGGUCUUCCUCUGGUCGCCUGAUUGCCUCAUGUGGCCGGGACAAGAGUGUCUGGUUCUGGGAAUUCGAUGAAGAAGAGGACGUGCAGUGUGUCAGCGUCUUGCAGCCGCACCGCCAAGAUGUUAAGGCCGUUACUUGGCAUCCGUUUGAAGAGAUUCUAGCCUCUUGCAGCUAUGAUGACACCAUUAAUUUGUACAAGGAAGAGUUGGAUGACUGGGUGGUUGCUGUUCAGCUCACUGGUCAUUCAUCGACUGUGUGGAAUGUGCAAUUUUCGCCCUCGGGCGACAUCCUGGCUAGCUGCAGCGCCGACCAUUCCAUUCGAUUAUGGACGGUUAUCACUGGGGCGGACAAAUUCAAGCGGUCAAACUGGAUGUGCGUUGCUACCUUGACCGGUUAUCACACUGACACCGUUUUUGACUUGGCUUGGUCGCCCGACGGUCAGAUGUUGUCCACUUGCGGUGCGGACAAUCGUGUUUGUGUUUUCCGAUUGCCCGAUGAGGGCCUCGUAACCCAGGCAGGAAAACUGCACUUCUCGGAACCUUUGACACUGUGGGCGCACAAUCCGAAUGCACACACGGAGGAUGUCAAUUGCGUACAGUGGCAACCUGUCGUAACAAAGGCGGGGAGCGGAGAAACGACUCCGAAUGAUUUCUAUCUGUGCACUGCUGGAGAUGAUGGGGUUAUCUCCUUCUGGGUGCUGCCUGCCGCCACAUCUUCCAAUGCAUCUGCCUCGUCUACUGUGGUCUAACUCAUUGUGUCAUAGCACUGCCGGGCAUUUGUCAAUUUAUAGGGACGCACCACAUGAACUAUCUGACGAUCCCUUAUCUUCUUCACAGAGCAGCUUCGAAUUGAUUUUUCCUACACACUUUGUAUCUAUCCUAUUUGUACAUGUCAUCCAAGCUGUAACUGGUUACGAGUUUGUACAUCAAAGACAACUUUCACUUUUGUUUUUGGAUUUGAAAUUUCUAAUGUUUGCAGUUCUUCAUGCAUUUCUAAUCUGCACACGAUUUUUUAAACAUUCGCAUCAGUCAUUUCGAUCACUCGGACCUUUCGGAAAUAAAUUAUUUAUUUAU